Molecule: messenger RNA, 237 nt
Organism: Letharia columbiana
Lineage: Eukaryota; Fungi; Ascomycota; Lecanoromycetes; Lecanorales; Parmeliaceae
Exons: 2
Coding region: 1-237 (78 amino acids)
Source: RefSeq, a predicted model, not a curated record
AUGCCGCACCCGAUGCCAUCUGUAUCGACUGGUCUAGCAUUCUUGAAAGGCAACCAGGAGGUCUCUAUCAUGGGCACGAUCUACAAGCAAGCCCGACACGUUGAUGUCUACCUUGGUGAGGCUGACGGACAUGACGCCCAGGCAGUCGACUCGAUGAAGUUGCAGCAAAUGGGCGCAUUCAUUGCCGAGACCCCAAGCAAGGAUUUAAAGCCAUCCCCUUGGACGGCGAUGACCUAG